Acanthamoeba castellanii str. Neff is the source of this 420-nucleotide messenger RNA. RefSeq names its product zinc finger, C3HC4 type (RING finger) domain containing protein. Lineage: Eukaryota; Discosea; Longamoebia; Acanthamoebidae. Gene Ontology annotation, cellular component: nucleoplasm; chromatin. Gene Ontology annotation, molecular function: ubiquitin-protein transferase activity; zinc ion binding. The record is from RefSeq and is a predicted model, not a curated record. The transcript is spliced from 3 exons. The coding region runs from base 1 to 420 and encodes 139 amino acids. Gene Ontology annotation, biological process: positive regulation of DNA-templated transcription.
AUGGAGAAGGGCGAGGACGUGGUGGGGUUGUGUGCCGUCUGUUUGGAGGCCUUUGAUGAAGACGUCCACCUGCCUCGUCUUCUCACCUGCGGCCACUCGUUCUGCAGCAGCUGCCUCACACAAAUCGCCUGUGGCGCACGCGCCGCGCUGGAGUGCCCCAAGUGUCGCACCCCGACCCCACUACGCCAGCAGCAGGGACCCGGCGGCGGCGGCGUGCACGCGCUCCCGCGCAACUUCGACCUGGUCGACCUCAUCGCCCACCACCUCCACCUCCAGCCAUCAGCCCAGGCGGCGGCCCUCCCGCCACAGCGGCCGUGCGAGAACUGCGCGAAGCAGGACGCCGAGUGGUUCUGCAGCGUGUGCGGGGGUCACCUGUGCACGGCCUGCGACGACCAGUACACCUUCUGCACUUUUUUUUAG